AUGCGUCUCCUACUCUCUGUUCUGCUCGUCCUGGUCGCCUCGGUGGGUGUUGGUCUGGUUUCCGCCGUCCCCGCAGGCUCUAGUAUCACUCCUCCGCCGCCCAUUGAACCCAUCCACUUGCUCUCGGCGCCAUCUCCGUCACAGGACUCCCGACGACCAUGGACUCGGCUACGGGACUGGGUCAUUGAGUCUAUCUGGGGGAUCUCUAAAUCAUGCUCUCACCCACACUCCUCCUCUCACAGCUCCUCGCGAGACCGUCCUCCCUCGCAAGCCCUGGCUCGGUACGGCAGCGAUGUCGUCCUUCGCUUCUAUCCAGGCAGUGCUCAGGACGCAGAGGCAUUGGCAGAAGCGAGCGAGAUUCUCUUCCUGGACGUGUGGGCUUCGACGCCCGAGUUUGUGGAUAUCCGUUUAGCCGAGGAAGUGAUCUCCUCGCUACUGGGCCUCUUGCCCGACUCGCUGCGCACCGCCUAUACGCCGCUGAUUGAUGACCUGGCCGAAAUGAUCCAUGCGUCGUAUCCGACUCGACGCUCCGCUGGAGUGGGGGAUCAAUCCGGGUUCAUGCCGACGGUGCGGCAGUCCGCUCAAUUGGGCGACCUCUUCUUCCGCGACUACCAGCCCCUCUCCGUCAUUGUGCCCUGGAUGCGGCUGAUGGCAUCGAUGUUCUCGUCGCACGUGGAGAAAAUCAGUGUCGGGGUGUCGUACGAAGGCCGCGAGAUUCCCGCGCUCCGCCUCGGGGUGCGCGAGGCGGACCCCGAGCCGGCGCGCCCGCGCAAAACCAUCCUAAUUGUCGGUGGUAGCCACGCGCGCGAAUGGAUCAGCACGUCGACCGUCACCUACGUCGCGUACCAGCUGAUCGCGCGGUACGGCAAGUCGCCCGAGGUCACGCGCCUGCUGGAGGACUACGACUGGGUGCUGGUGCCGACGCUGAACCCGGACGGCUACGCCUACACGUGGGAGUCGGACCGGCUGUGGCGCAAGAACCGGCAGCCGACGAGCCUGCGCUUCUGUCCGGGCAUCGACCUGGACCGCGCCUGGGCCUUCGAGUGGGACGGCGAGCGCACGCGCACCAACCCAUGCUCGGAGACGUACGCGGGUGAUGCGCCCUUCGACGGCACCGAGGCCCAGCAGCUGGCGCAGUGGGCGCUCGCCCAGACCCAGUCCGCCAACGCCACCAUCGUCGGCUUCCUCGACCUCCACGCCUACUCACAGCAGAUCCUCUACCCGUACUCGUACUCGUGCUCUGCCGUGCCGCCCACGCUCGAGAGCCUCGAGGAGCUCGCCAUGGGCCUCGCCAAGGUCAUCCGCCUGACCACCCACGAGGUCUACGACGUCACCUCCGCCUGCGAGGGCAUCACCGUGUCCAAGUCCACGCCACACGUGCAAACCAACCCCGGCAGCUCCGGUGGCAGCGCCCUCGACUGGUUCUAUCACCAGCUGCACACCAACUACGCCUACCAGAUCAAGCUGCGCGACCGCGGCAGCUACGGUUUCCUGCUGCCCGCGGAGUACAUCGUGCCCACCGGCCGCGAAAUCUACAACGUCGUCCUGACGUUCGGGAAAUUCCUGCUGGGCGAUGCGGCGGCGCAUCUGGACCACCUGGACUGGGAGGCGGCGAUGGCGACGGAGCCGGAGGGGGUGGUAGAGGCGCAGCAGACUCUUCAUCAACCGGAGGGGGGAGAGGUAGCUGCGGCCGCCGAUCAAACGGAAGACGAGAACGAGAACGAGGACGAGGACGAGGAGUGGGACGAGCAUGGGUGGGAGUUCCGGCGGUGA
Molecule: messenger RNA, 1773 nt
Organism: Aspergillus clavatus NRRL 1
Lineage: Eukaryota; Fungi; Ascomycota; Eurotiomycetes; Eurotiales; Aspergillaceae
Product: M14 family metallopeptidase
Exons: 2
Coding region: 1-1773 (590 amino acids)
Biological process (GO): proteolysis
Molecular function (GO): zinc ion binding; metallocarboxypeptidase activity
Source: RefSeq, a predicted model, not a curated record